CAUCACGACACUCGUUUCGCCUGACAUUAACCUGUGGCGAGAAUGGCUCUGGCAGGUAUUCUGAGCUCCGGCAUAAACCGUCUGAAGCCGAUCAUCGGUCGCGCUCCUAAGCAAAUACAACUCUGCCGCCCCUUUUCUGAGGAGAGCGUCAGCCGGUACUGUGAUGGAGGUUAUCAUCCUGUCCAGAUCGGAGAUUUGUUCAGCGAUGGCAACUAUGAGAUUGUGAACAAACUGGGUUAUGGCGUUUACUCCACCGUCUGGCUGGCUUGCAACACGCAGACGAAGCGGCAUGUUGCACUUAAAGUUCUCACUGCCGACUCGUAUGGGCGUCAGAAAGACACAUUUGAGCCGGAUAUUCUGGGGCAUAUCAAGUCCCAGACACCGGCCUCACCCCACCGCGGAUCAGGCCACGUUCUCGGCCUCUCUGACAAGUUUGUGCAUCACGGCCCUCACGGAAAUCACCUCUGCCUAGUUUUCAAGGCGAUGGGCCCCGACAUGUCGAAAUACAGACAGCUAUUUCCCAAGCAGAGGAUCCCGAUACCCCUGAUGAAGGAGAUAUCACGACAGUUGCUUCUCGCGGUCUCCUACCUUCACGACGUAUGCCAUGUGAUACACACGGAUAUCAAGCCCCAGAAUAUCCUAGUGGAAACGUUGGCGAUAAACACCAUGUUCGAGCAAGCGCCAUCCGAAGUAUUUCUGCCCGAAGAUACCCCCCAAGCCCCCGCAGGUGACUUUUACAUGGAAUCAACCCAAGUAUUCUCGGCCGAGGAAGAUAUCUCGCGGCCAACCGAUCUGUCGGUCAGACUCGCCGACUUUGGAACUUCAAGCUGGUUCGAUCGACACUUGACCGAGUGGAUUCAACCGCAGAUGCUCCGGGCGCCAGAGGUGAUCCUCGGUGCGGAUUGGGACCACAAAGUGGACAUCUGGAACCUAGGCUUGGUUCUUUGGGAACUUGCUGAAGGCCAACUUCUCUUCGACGGAAGCUGGACCCCGACUGCCGCUUACAGCGCCGAUGCUCACUUGGCGCAAAUGACGGCGAUUCUCGGCGAGAUGCCCAACUCGCUUCUUGCGCGAUCUAAGAGAGGGAGUCAAUAUUUUAACUCGGAAGGUAUGGUGAGCUUUACGAUUACUGGAAAUGAGAAGGACUGACUGGCACGGCACAUAAAACAGGCAACCUCUUGAAGUCAGCCUUUCCGCCAUGCUCCCUAGAGCGAUUCAGCAAGUUACCUGAUUUUCCGGACGCUGAGAGCAAGGCAUACUUGGAUUUUAUCAAGUCUAUGAUCAGAAUGGAUCCGGAGCAGCGGCCAGAUGCGAGGGAGUUGUUGGAGUCGGCCUGGUUGAGGUAAAAUGGUGCAUGUAAUUAUGUGCGCAGGGGUAUGAAUACGAUAAUAGUUGGUUUCGACUUUCGAGUUCUCCCCUGGGCACUCGCCAAGUCCGAAACAGCAAC
Chaetomium fimeti is the source of this 1447-nucleotide messenger RNA. RefSeq names its product serine protein kinase Sky1. Gene Ontology annotation, biological process: spliceosomal complex assembly; regulation of mRNA processing; peptidyl-serine phosphorylation. The transcript has 5 exons. The record is from RefSeq and is a predicted model, not a curated record. The coding region runs from base 43 to 1149 and encodes 368 amino acids. Lineage: Eukaryota; Fungi; Ascomycota; Sordariomycetes; Sordariales; Chaetomiaceae. Gene Ontology annotation, cellular component: nucleus; cytoplasm. Gene Ontology annotation, molecular function: ATP binding; protein serine/threonine kinase activity.